Rubroshorea leprosula is the source of this 2162-nucleotide messenger RNA. Lineage: Eukaryota; Viridiplantae; Streptophyta; Magnoliopsida; Malvales; Dipterocarpaceae. The record is from the annotation of a GenBank genome assembly.
GUAUAUAAUAAUACAUUUUAAUUAUAAAAUAAAUAGAUAUCUUAAAGAAAAAAAAGCGUGAAAUUUAUGCAAGGGAGGACUGAAUGAGAAUAGAUACUGUGCGUUUACCGAAGGAAAAGACUAAAGAACAGAUACUUAGGCCAAAAAAAAUUAAUGAAGAGCAGAUACUUACGCAAAAUUAAGAACAAGAAUAAAUACGUGAACGGUUGGAAACCAACUACUUGCAUUUGGAGCCUCGAAGCGCCUCCUUUUGUGUAACAGAUUCCAGUUUCAGUUUUGGAAGAUGUCAGAGGAGACGACGAGGUUGAUAGCGAUAGAUGACCACGAGAUGGAGAAUGCCUCGGGGCCGAACUUAUUCGGCCUCCCCACUCCCACUGCCACCGAAGCCAAUGCCCCCAAGCAGCCCUUCGUUAUCGGAGUCUCAGGAGGUACAGCUUCAGGUAAAACCACAGUAUGUAACAUGAUCAUCCAACAGCUUCGUGAUCAUCGUGUUGUACUUGUCAGUCAGGAUUCUUUCUACCGUGGUUUAACUCCUGAAGAAUCAAGACGUGUGCACGAGUAUAAUUUUGAUCACCCUGAUGCUUUUGACACGGAGCAGCUAUUAGAUUGCAUUCAGAAGCUUAAGAGUGGGCAAUCUUACCAAGUUCCAAUCUAUGAUUUUAAGAGCCAUAGUCGACUCACAGAUAGUUUCCGCCAGGUAAAUGCCUCAGAUGUCAUUAUCUUGGAGGGAAUUCUGGUUUUUCAUGACCGGCGUGUUCGCAACCUUAUGAAUAUGAAGUUAUUUCUUGAUACAGAUGAUGAUGUGAGGCUUGCACGUAGAAUCAAGCGUGAUAUAGUUGAGAGGGGCCGGGAUAUAAAUUCUGUAUUGGAUCAGUAUGCAAAGUUUGUCAAGCCUGCAUUUGAUGAUUUCGUUCUGCCAACAAAGAAGUAUGCUGAUGUGAUCAUUCCCCGGGGAGCCAGUAAUCAUGUUGCCAUUGAUUUGAUUGUUCAACAUAUCCGCACUAAGCUUGGUCAGCAUAAUCUCUGCAAAAUAUAUCCCAACCUCACAGCGAUUCAGUCAAUGUUUCAGAUAAGAGGGAUGCAUACUCUGAUCCGAGAUCGAGAGACUUCAAAGCAUGACUUUAUCUUUUAUUCUGAUCGCCUUAUUCGUCUGGUUGUGGAGCAUGGUCUUGGACAUCUACCGUUCACUGAGAAGCAAGUAGUUACUCCAACAGGAUCAGUAUAUACUGGGGUUGAUUUUUGCAAGAAGCUAUGUGGGGUUUCCAUUGUUCGAAGUGGUGAAAGCAUGGAAAAUGCAUUACGUGCAUGUUGCAAAGGAAUAAGAAUUGGAAAAAUUCUGAUUCACCGUGAUGGAGAUGAUAAUGGUAAACAGCUUAUAUAUGAGAAACUUCCCAAGGAUAUCUCCGAACGGCAUGUACUGCUUCUGGAUCCAGUUCUUGCUACAGAUUUCAAGGAGAACCGGGAAAUGUUAUAAACAUUCAAAAAGAGAUUUUGCAGUUCGGUCCAGAUCACAAAACACUAGUAAUUAGAUUUUGAGCAGGCCUCUCCAUCUCAUAACUGGUGUUUUACAAUUUGGUACAAUAUUGAUGGCAAAACACUUAUAAACAUUUAUGCCCAAUGAUGAAAAAACCAACCUUGAUGCCUUUUUCUUGUAGGUAACUCUGCCAGUCAAGCCAUUGAAUUACUAACACAGAAAGGAGUACCAGAAUCCCACAUUAUAUUCCUGAACCUAAUCUCCGUGAGUUAUUCUAAAUGCUUUCACCCCCACAUUUUCCUUUCUUAUCUCCUACAUUUCUUCCAUAACAUACUGAUCCUACUCCUGUUUUGUUUACUUGAGGCCCCUGAGGGAAUCCAUCGUGUUUGCAAACGUUUCCCAUUGUUGAAAAUUGUCACUUCAGAAAUUGAUGUUGCAUUGAACGAAGAGUUCCGUGUCAUACCAGGAUUGGGUGAGUUUGGAGAUCGUUACUUUGGAACAGACGAUUGAUCCAUUCAUUCCAUUGUUGGCAAGAACAGAUUGUUCCCAGAGCUUGUUUCUUAAUAUUCUGAAAAACGGGGCUAUCUCGGUUUUUACUCAUGUACAACACCACCUGCUUCCUGGGCAGCAUCAAAUGUUAGAACAUAAUUUAACUACACUGUAAAAUUAAUAGAUGAAUUUCAAUUCA